Molecule: messenger RNA, 3156 nt
Organism: Rhododendron vialii
Lineage: Eukaryota; Viridiplantae; Streptophyta; Magnoliopsida; Ericales; Ericaceae
Product: putative late blight resistance protein homolog R1A-10
Exons: 4
Coding region: 141-2855 (904 amino acids)
Biological process (GO): defense response to other organism
Molecular function (GO): ADP binding
Source: RefSeq, a predicted model, not a curated record
AAUAUUGGUGCAAUCACUGGAAAGUCUUUCUUUUAGUUUAUUAGUUUAUUGGAUCACGUGCUACCAAAAGGAGAGACCCCAAUGCUGGUCCUCUAUUUCUGAACUCCCUUCUACCCAUCAAUCUGCUGUUGUAGAGAGAGAUGACUGACACUGCUGUUGAUAUUUUCUUGGAGACCUUGAAGCAGCUUACAACGAGCUCCAACCUCGAUUUUAUCAUAGAUGAGAAACAUCAACUUCAUUCUCUUGAAGAGGAGAUAAGGUACCUGAGAGGAUUUCUCAUGACUACGGAGAAGAAACGCAUCGAGCAUUUAGAAGUGAUGAAAUUGGUAAGGCAGAUCAGAGACGUGGUAUCUGAGGCAGAGAACAUCGUAGAUCUAUUUGUAAUUCAUGCUUUCAAGGCCGAUGCCUCGAAAAAGAAGAAAAAGAAGAAAAAGAAAAAAAAGAAGAAAAAGAAAAAGGCUAGUCGUGAACAUCAGGAUCAUCUUUUCCUUGACCUGGGAAGUGUCAAAAAGGAGAUCAAGACUCUUACGGCUGAGGUGAAGAAGAUUUACGACGAGAAUAUGUAUGACAUUUACGGAGUUGCAGUCAAAAAACUCAAGCACUCUUCUACCGAAAAUGGAGGUUCAUCAGGAGGGAGCAACACAUCCAUAGUAGUAGAAAAGAAGGUGGUGGUCGGUUUCGAGAAGGAGGUAGAUAUAUUAAUGGGAAAGCUUCAUGACAUCGGACAGGAUGGACAACUGGAGAUUAUAUCAAUUGUUGGCGCUGGUGGAGGCGGCAAAACCACCUUGGCCACAGAAGUGUAUGAUCAGCCUUUGACGUCGCAGAAAUUUGAAAUUCGUGCAUGGGUCAAUGUAUCUCAAGAUUAUGAUAAGACUAUGAAGAAGCAUUUGUUGAUUCGUAUUUUGGAAUCAACUUUCUCAGAAAAACGUGAAGGUUACGAGAAGAUUAGUGAGGACAAGUUGGGAGAAAUGGUAUACAAAUGCUUGCAGGACAGAAAAUAUCUCAUUGUCAUGGAUGACAUAUGGGGCAUUGAAGCCUGGAAUGAUAUCCAAAGAUCAUUCCCUAGAGACCGCAAGGGGAGUAAAGUCAUGCUCACUAGUCGACUACCCGUUCAACCUGAUAGCAUCUGCUAUGUCCCUCAUUGUUUGGUUCCCUUACCAAAAAGUUGCAGUUGGGAGUUGCUAGAAAAGAAGGUAUUCGGGAAGAAACACUGCCCAUCGGAGUUGGUGGAGAUUGGUAAGCAAAUCGCAGAAAAAUGUGAAGGAUUACCACUUGCAAUUGUUGCAAUAGCUGGCAUUCUGACAACAGAAGACAAGACACUUGAUGUGUGGGAGGAAGUUGCUAAUCAUUUAAGUUCAACCAUUGCCAAAAACCAAGAGGGCUGCAUGAAGAUACUAGAACUUAGUUACAAUCACAUGCCUCUUCAUUUAAAAGCAUGUUUUCUUUAUAUUGGAGCACACCCUGAAGAUUAUGAAAUCUCCGUACGCGAGUUGAUAUGGUUAUGGAUCGCGGAGGGAUUUAUUCAGCAAAGUGAGGGGGGAAAAAGCUUAGAGGAUGUAGCAAAAGAUUACUUAAUCUGUCUUGUUGAUAGAAGUCUCAUAAUGGUAGCUAAGAAAAGUAAAUGCCACGGAGGAAUUAAAGCAUGCCGUAUCCAUGAUCUUUUGCGUGAAUUAUGCUUGAAAAAAGCAGAGGAAGAUAAUUUCUUUGUGAAAAUUUACAAGGGAGAUUCCUUUUCACCUUCCGCUUCACAUAAGCAUCGUCGCCUCUUCAUUGACCCUCAGUUCUUUCACAAGUUUUCCUCAAGGCCUUGUGCUCGAAACCUUCGUUCUUUUCGGUGCCUCUCAUUGCCAUACUCCUCGGGUUUUGAAAAUCUGUCAUUCUUUGUUGAAAACUUCAAACUUCUCAGGGUGUUGGAUUUUAUCUCCGCUACAAGCCUAGGAGAGAUAGGAAUAGCAGAUCUAGUUCAUUUGAGAUACUUAGCACUUAGGUUAGAAGCAAAACAUUUCCAUGUACCUAAUUUUUUUCACUACCUCUCGAACCUAGAAACCCUUAAGCUUCGUGUUUUGCUUUACGACAAGAUUGCAUUGCCUCGCGGUAUAGUUAAGAUGGCUAAGUUGAGGCAUAUACAUGCUAAAUUUGGGAUAUUAGUAUAUCAUCAUGUUUCUUAUGAUGAAGACGAGGGGAAUAUGUUGGAUAGCUUACAGACCUUGCACGAAAUAUGCAUUUGUGAGCAUUGCCUACAUUUCUUGGAAAGGACUCCAAAUCUUAGAAAGCUAGGACUUCGUGGGUUUCUAGAUAGAGAAAGGGAUGAGGUUUUGAUGCUCCCUGACCUAGAGUUCUUAAAAUGCCUUGAGACACUCCAUGUCACUGGAUAUCAUGACAAGGAGCGCGUGGUAAGCACUGGGCUGAAGCUUCCUCGGACUCUUAAGCGGCUAACUUUGGCACAUACGUACUUGAAGUGGGAGGAGCUAUCAAUAACCCUCCAAACCCUGCCGAGCCUUGAGGUUCUCAAAUUGUACACCGACGCCUGUAGUGGACCAGUUUGGAACACAAGUGAACUUGAAGAGGGGUUCUCUCAACUCAAGUACUUGAUCUUUGUAGGUCUGGACAUCAACGAGUGGACUGCUACUGAAGAUCAAUUUCCGAGACUUGAGGUCUUAGUAAUUGGAGUUUGCCCAAAACUGGAGCGGAUCCCGAUUGAAUUUGCUAACCUGUAUGAACUCCGCGAAAUCAAGGUAGGGUGUUGCUGUGAAACUUUGGGGGAAUCGGCCAGGGAGAUUCAAGAGCAAAGGAAUGCAAAAGCAGAUGAUGAUUGCCUAAAUCUCAUUGUUUCGGAGGAGUGGCCUGUGGAUUGAGUGCUAUGAUGAUGGACUCAAUUCUUUUCCAAGCUAGAUGGGUUCACUACUCAAAAACAUAGAAACCAACCAUAAUAAGUUCAACGGGCAGAGAAAAGGCAGUUGCAGUCACAAGCGUUAUCAAUAUGUGUUUUAUUUGUCUGUUGUUUUGUCUGUGCUUUGGAAUGACGUUUUUCAUACUAUAUACUGUGUGUUUGGUUGAAGCUUUGAUUGUUGAGCCAGUUCAGUUUGUAGUUGACAAAAUUGUUGUAGUAGGGUUAUUUCGAAUAAUUGGUGAUGAUUUUUUUGGUGACUUUAUCUU